AUUCAUCUCGGCGAAGGGAUAUUCCUCCGCCGCACAUGUGGUAACUCCUCUACCGGUGUCUCUCGCAGGGAAUUAUUUAUCGCCGCUCGUUUCCCCAGCGCUCGCCCUCAAAUAUGGAACAGGUUAUACAAAUACUCGAGAAAACUACAUCGCCAGAUAAAACUGAGUUGGAAACUGCAUUAAAUUAUCUAGAGCAGGCAGCACAAUCAAAUUUGCCGGAAUAUGUGAAAGUACUGAGUGAUGUAUUGCACCAUGGAGGAAAUUCCACCGUGGCCCGAAUGGCCGCGGGUAUUCAGCUGAAAAACACAUUAGCUUCCAAUGAUCCCAAAGUUAAAGUACAGUAUCAGCAGCGGUGGCUGGCAUUUCCACCAGAUGUCAGGGACUACGUUAAGGCUAAUGUUUUGGGAGCAUUAGGUACAGAGCAAAACCGGCCAAGCUCAGCAGCACAAUGUGUUGCCUACAUUGCAUUGACAGAAAUUCCUGUAGGCCAAUGGCCAAACUUAAUAGACAGAUUGGUGGCAAAUAUAACGGCUCCUGGAGCCACGGAUAUGACUAAAGAGUCAACUUUAGAGGCUAUUGGAUAUAUUUGUCAGGAUAUAGAGCCAGAUGCCAUAGCUUCACAGAGUAACAAUAUCCUCACUGCUAUUGUCCAUGGUAUGAAGCGUGAUGAACCCAAUGAUCAUGUUAGACUUGCAGCAACGACAGCACUUCUUAACUCACUUGAAUUUACAAAACAGAACUUCGAAAGGGAUGCUGAAAGACAUUUUAUUAUGCAAGUGGUUUGUGAAGCAACCCAAUCUACCAAUACUCAAAUUAAAGUUGCUGCCCUACAAUGUUUGGUAAAAAUAAUGUCCCUAUAUUAUCAGUACAUGGAGCAUUAUAUGGGACCUGCACUGUUUGCAAUCACUCUCGAAGCCAUGAAGAGUGACAUCGAUGAAGUAGCACUACAAGGAAUCGAGUUCUGGUCGAAUGUGUGUGAUGAAGAAGUGGAUCUUGCCAUUGAGGCUUCUGAGGCAGCUGAGCUUGGCCGUCCCCCAGAGAGAACCUCUCGCUUCUAUGCCAAGGGAGCAUUGCAGUAUCUAGUCCCAGUACUGAUGAUGACACUUGGAAAGCAAGAGGAAGCAGAUGAUGAUGAUGAGUGGAACCCCUGCAAAGCAGCUGGGGUGUGUGUGAUGCUUCUUGCGACAUGCACUGAAGAUGAUAUUGUACCCCAUGUCCUGCCUUUCGUAAAGGAGAAUAUUAAGCACACUGACUGGAGACUCCGAGAUGCAGCGAUAAUGGCAUUUGGUUCGAUUUUGGAAGGCCCUGAUCCAACCAACCUUAAACCAAUGGUGGAACAGGCAAUGCCAACCCUGAUUGAGGCUCUUAGUGAUUCGUCUGUAGUGGUGCGAGACACAACAGCUUGGACUCUGGGUCGAGUGUGUGAACUAAUCCCAGAUGCAGCAUGCAAUGACACUUACCUCAAGUUGUUGCUGGAAGCAUUAGUUCACAGCUUGAAGGGAGAACCGAGGGUGGCAUCAAAUGUUUGCUGGGCUCUCAGUUCACUAGCAGAAGCUGCUUAUGAACAAGCAGAUACUGGAGAUGUUGAUGGCGAGCCACCAACCUAUUGUCUGUCUGCAUUCUUUGACCCCUUGGUAGAUGUUCUAUUGCAAACUACAGACCGAGCUGAUGGAAACCAGUGUAAUUUAAGAAAUGCUGCCUAUGAGGCCCUCAUGGAACUUAUGAAGAAUUCUCCAAGGGAUUGCUAUCCAACUGUCCAAAAAACUACUAUGAUAAUUCUGGAAAGGCUUCAGCAAGUAUUGCACAUGGAGUCACAGAUUCAGUCCCAUAGCGAUAGAGUUCAGGUGAAUGAUAUUCAGUCACUGUUAUGUGCAACUCUCCAGUCAGUUUUAAGGAAAGUAACCCCUGAAGAUGCUCCAAAAAUCAGUGACCCUAUCAUGGCUGCUCUGCUGCAAAUGUUCCAGACGUCUCAGGGCAAGUCAGGGGGCGUGCAGGAGGAUGCACUUCUUGCUGUUUCCACUCUGGUGGAGGUGUUAGGACACAACUUCUUGAAAUACAUGGAGGCAUUCAAGCCUUUCUUGUCUUUGGGCUUGCGGAAUGUUGAGGACUACCCUGUAUGCUCAGCUGCUGUGGGGGUUACAGGAGACAUCUGUCGUGCUCUGGGUGAUAAAGUAGAGCCCUUCUGCGAUGAACUGAUGUCCAUGUUGGUGGAGAAUCUUGGGAAUAAUAAUGUUCACAGAAAUGUGAAACCAUCCAUACUCUCAGUAUUUGGUGAUAUGGCUUUAGCUCUAGGACCCAAGUUUACCAAAUACUUGGAAGUUGUCCUUCAAAUGCUUCACCAGGCAUCUCAAGCCCAAGUUGAUCGCUCUGACUUUGAUAUGCUGGAUUACCUUAAUGAAUUACGUGAAAGCUGUUUGGAGGCUUAUACUGGUAUUGUUCAGGGUUUAAAAGGCGAUGGGGCAACACCAAACCAGGAAGUACAGCUCCUGCGUCAACAUGUGCCCCACAUGAUCUCUUUUAUCACUUCCGUUGCUACAGAUGAUGAAAAAUCUGAUCCUGUUAUUGCUAGUUCAGCUGGUCUGAUUGGGGACUUGUGUUCUGUGUUUGGAACAGACAUGCUUCAGUUGGUGGAGACUGAUCCUAUCACCAAUCUACUUUCUCAAGGCCGACGCUCCAAGACUUCAAAGACAAAGACCCUUGCAAUGUGGGCAACUAAAGAAAUCCGUCGCUUGAAAAACAACAGCACUUGCCCCUAACUUGGCUUUUCAGAUGAGUGGCGAGUUUAGUCUGUGGUGAGUCGAUGCAGUGAGUCAGAUGCGGUGUGUCUGCAUGGAGUGAGGGAAGAGCGUUGCCCGGCUGUGGUGAGUGGUGACCGUUCAGCGCGUGGGGUGUGUGGUGAGUGAACAGACAAACAUGGACGAUCGCAAGUGCGGCAGUUUGGCCGAAUGUGCGAUGACGACCGGAUGGCCUCGGAAGAGUGUGAAAAUAUCUAAAACUUUUCUUGAAUGACGGGAAUAUCUUCUUUUAUGAGAAUAUCAGAAAAUCAUUUCCAGUGAAUCAUUCCAGCUCCCAGGAAUAGAUCUGCCUCAUUUGCUCUGUAAAGCAUGUAAAACUUUUCCAAAGUGAGUCCUAUUUAUGAACUGUGGUUUUUGAAAGCCAGUCCUUUCAAGUGCCUUUAUGUGGGAAUGAAUGGUGCUGUAGCCAUGAGUCGGGUACCCUACUGGUAACUGAUCCAUCUACUGUAAAAUAAAUACAAGUGGGGAUAGUAUUCCAGGGUGUCUAGUCAAGGGUACAAAGGAUUUUCAACUACUACCACUUCAAUUCUGUUAGUGUUAGCCAAGUUAAUCUAUUCUAUCUGCAGGGCAGCCUUCUGCUUUAUUCCAAUGCAGGUCUUUAUAGAUAUUCUGAGUCCUCUUGAAGAUCCAAUCUACCAAAUAAUCUACCAAUCAACAAUUUUUUUUGUUUUUUUUUUAUAAACUAUUGAAAAAACAUACUUGAAAGUAGUUAAGAUCAAUUUGGGAUAAUGCAGAUAAUCUUUUCCUGUCAUUAUACAUCCUCAGUUAGUCUCCUAGUUCUUCGGUGACAGCACAUGUGUGUUUAGGGCACUAGAAUGGGAUGCGGCUCUAAUUGUUCUUUAGUGGCAUUUUGAGGCACAUAAAAACUGAAAUCAUGAACAUGAGUACCACCUAAAUAUUUCAAACAGUAUUUCAAAUGGUUAUGCUCAAUUUUUUUUUUUUUCCUUUUUUGUUUUGCAUGUUAAAUUUAAAUAAAAAGAGGUUAUUAUUCCCUGUCAGGUUCUCUUGAAUGAAGUAUAAAUUGUGUGUUGCUGUUUGCAAGCAAUAGUGAGUUGGAUAGUAAUGGUAUCAGCUGAAGAUUAUUGACUGGCUAAUAUUUCCCCCCAUGUACACAAGUGAGCCAUGUCAAAUCCCUCUUAGUUUGUGAUUGCUAAUGUUGCAUUUUGCAGUGUAAGCCCUAAAUGUGCAAUGUGAGAACUGAGGUGUGUCUGCAAGUUGUUGGAAGAGAGGACUUAAACCCAGUACAAUUUAGCUUUGAUUUUGCGUGAAUGAAUCUUAAUGUAUAUGGGUUAAAUCUUUCUUCCACUUACUUGUGGAAACUUAGUUGAUACCAACAACCCACCUAAGUGACUGAACUGGUACAGUGGUAGAAGAUAAUUUGCAAUUCAAUAGAUAAUGGUUUCAAAUCUUGAGGACAAUGUUACAAAGCUUCAUUUUCCAAGUACAUAAGUUUCCUUAUUUAAAGAGGUUGGGUAGUAUGGUUAAGUUUUAACACUGUGCUCAAGUUAGAGGAUUUCUAAAGAUGCCAAAAAUGGUACCAUGGAAGGAGCAAAUCUGCUGCAGUCCUGUGACUGGUGAAUGCUUGACUGUGAUAAAGAGGCCCUGUGUGAUGUGGCGCUGAGUAAGUGUGUGGUGCAAGAUGCUGUGCAGUCCAGUAGUGUUAUGAAAGUAAAGUGAAAUGGACUGAAUGUUAACUUUCACACCACACUUCUUAUACAACAACUGCAAAAUUCCUGAGGAAGAUGACUAAGAGUACUGGAGUGUGGAUAAGUUUACACACUUGGACUAUACAUGAACAAUAGGCGCGCAUCCGGUGCUUUCUUCCUUGCCAUGUUAGCACAUUUCCCGCAUGUUAGCAACCUGGGAAGUUAAGAGGUCUUUGAUCUUGCACCAUUCUUCCUGGGUCUGGCAUGCUGACAUCCCCAGUGACGUGACUCAAGUGACUGAGGGUGCGAGUGCAAAUUUGUUCGUUCUUGAAGGACGUGUGACUGUGAUACUGUGUUCCUCUAGUGCAAAUGAUACUGUGUGAGUGUGUACAUUCCACCAGAUGGUGUAGUAUUAGUGUACAGAAACAACACAAAGUUGAACUAAUGAACCUGCAACAAAAGUUCAUGGUUUAGCUCAUGUAGAAAUGUAACUUGUUAUUGCCUCCAAAUAGACAGAGCUUUGUGUCUGAAACUUCUUCACUAAAGUUAUUCAUGACAUACAUGAUGUAAUUUCAGUAAGUGUGGAUAAACCUAGUGUAUAUUUUUUCACAACCCGUUGAUAUUCAAUCUGUUUCAUUUAUAAUUUGAUUACUUCUUUUGGUACUUUAAGGCUAAUAAUUUUCCUUUAAUAAACCCUGUACUAUAUUUACAAAUGGAAACCUUUGAAUAAAUAAGUUUGUGAGAAAUGUUUACAUAUUUUUUUUUCCUUUUCCUCAGUGUAAUUUGAGAAAAUACCUAAAGAUUUUGCAUUUUUUCUAGUGGAAAUAACAUGAUGAGACCAGUGAAAUGUGUAACAUUGAAGUAAUUGUGUUCAUGUAAUAUUUAUUUUAUACCUCAUGAAUUCUCUCUCCAUAGUACUGAUAAUUACACUAGAGGCAUUCACUGGGAUAGUGACUUGUGCACAGAAACCAUGAGCUAAGUUAUUCAGAGGUGAUAUCACUAUGCUGGGAUGGCUGAGACACAUCCACUGGUGUAAUACAAAACUAAACCAUAUUCAGUUUAUAUGCUUCAAAGAGCACUUAUGUAAAGCUAGACAAUGGAAAAGUCAUAAACAUAUAUCCAAAAUAAAUAUUGCAGAAGUAACUAAAUCUUAUUCUCCUUUCUUGACAAUAUAAUGCUGGAAAAAAGUAGUUUUAAAAAAGGUCAUGCGUAACUCAUUUGCACCUUAAAUAUAAAUUUUGCUUCGAACCUUGUCAUAAUUUCAAUUUCUAUUUGUUAUUGGAAACUUUUUUUUAGAUUUUGACUUCUGACAGCAAAGCAAUAUAUUCCUGUAGUCCACUGAUUAUUGCUAGAGGUAAUAUUUUGGUUAUUUAUUAUUUUUGUAUUUAUUAUGCAUUGGACCUAUUGCUAUUAAAAUUUACUAAGUAGGGUUUGUCUGUCUUUAAUCAGUACUAUUUGUGUAUUUUCAUACACAGAUCUUGUAUUAACUUUUCGGUUUUUUGUCAGUUAUAUUCUUACCUGAAGCUAAGUGAACAUAUAUUAUGCAUAUCAUGCUUCCUUUAGAUUAUCUAAUUUUGUGAGACUGCCUAGGUUUCUAGUCUUUUGCACAAGUUUUUUUCUUCACCCCCACACUUGAGUAUGAAGCUGAAGAUAACAAAAGGAAAGAGCAAGAAAAAGUUCUUACACAAUAUUAGAGAUGAUCUGUUGAAGAUAACACUGAUCUGUAAUGACCAGAUGCAAAUUUAGUAGAUCUCAUUUCUUGAGAAAAUACAUGGUUGCACAUCAGGCUUCUAUAAAGCUUAUGAAAACCAAAAUUACCUUCAAUAUUCUUGGUGUUCUCUACUUUAUCAGACAAUCUUUUGCAAUUUCAAGAUAAAAUAAAUUUUAGGGAUUUGCGGUUGGAAUAGGUUAGAGCAAGCAGAUUUUCUAUAAAACCAGUCAUGCUGAGCAUAUUUUGUCAGUCUAUCAGUCUUGUGUGUGUCCUGAUUUGUUUAUGGUUUUGUAUCAGGUUAAUUUUAGAGCACUAAAGAGUGCCAUUAAACUUACUGUGGAAUGGAAACCACAACAUGAAUUAUAUUGUUUUUCUAUCAGAUCUCCUGAAUUAUAUUAUACUUACAAUAAGCAAUUAUGCAUAUUUUUUAUUUUAUACAUUGAAGGAUGGGAGUAAAACAAGUUAGAAUUGAACUAUAGGUAUUAGUUUUCAAUCUCAGGACAGAGUUUAAUGUUUUGCUACUUUAAAAAUAACUACAAAUUACUAAAUCUUCUAUACCAAAUUUGUUUACUAUGGAUAUUAAGAAAUUGGUGUGAAGAAAAACAGGAACCCUGAAAUUAUUCCCUGCCUAGAUUUCUAAUAACUUGUCUACUAUGUACUUUAUUAAUUUUAUAUACUUGUAGAUGGCAUGAUAUAUGCUUAGUCACUUGGGUCAAAUAUUAGGCCUACCUAGUUUACCUGUCAACUAUUAUGAGAGUUUUUGGUUACCAUUAGUAUUGUUAAUGUUUAUUAUAUAACAAUAAUGUUGAUAUUAAUAUUAUUGACCAUAAUAAUACUAUUAGGAAUAACUUUCUGAAAAUUCAAGGAAUGGGGAGGCCAGUAAUUUACUUCUUGAUGACUGACUAAAUGCUUGUGAAGCCAUCUAUUUAUAAACAAAAUUAACAAACUACAGAUAUGAGUAUUUACAUUAUGGCCAGUGUAAACCUGUGGCCAUAAAUGUGUUAGAAUAAAAUUGCAAGAUCAAAUGCUAUAUAGCAAAGGAAUUAUGAGCAAGACCUAUACCAUGGUCACCCUUUGUGAUUAUUUUCAAUCUUUAUAACAAACCUUAGUGAACAUUGUUAGGUGUGGUGUCACCUUGAAAAGAAUAAGAAAGGCCAAUUUAACAAAAGGUUUUAUUUUAUUUAUAUACAUUUCUUUCAUGGUUAAAAAUGUUCAAAAUGGAUACUGAAGGUUUUACAAAAUGAAGGGGAAAACAAAGAAGCAGGGAGAAGCAGGUUUACAGUAACUGCUAUAAAGUGGUGUACAAGAAGCAUGUCAGCAAUAAAUAAUCUUUGCAUAUUGUAUAUAUUAAUUACAACUUUGGUCACUAAUGCAACAGGUAUUGCAUCUUUCUCUUUAAUUACAAAAGUGACUCCAAACAAACAGAUUGAAGCAAGGGCAAAUAAUAAUGUAAAUAUAUUUAACCCUGUUCACCAGUCCACUCAUUCUCAGUACACAAUCUUGCAUUGACUGAGGUACACUUGACAAGCCUGACAGAAUUGUUUAUCUCAGAAGUGAGACCUUUCAUGAAGUUUUACUGAAACUAAGGUGAAGGAAAAUGUACACUCAAAGGAGUCUUUGUACCUCAUAUAUGUGCAUACAUUUAGUACCUAUACAAAAUUCAAGUUCUAAUAAAAAAAACCUUACAUUUUCACCAUGUAUUUAUGUAUCAUUGCAAAAUGUUUUAUUUAUUUCUGAUGAAUAAGAAUUUUAUCAUGCCUCAUUUCAUUGCUUGGUUUUAAUUUACUUGGGCAAUGAUGACUUCCUCAAUUAUCAGUUAAUAAAGACAAGACUUAGGGUAUGAAUUCAUGUCUUGCUUUGACUUUUAACAAUCCAUUUCAUUUGAUUCCCAAAUUUCAAUUACGAGUUGUAUACAUGGAAAAGACAUUUCAAACAAUAUUAUGGACUCUGUAUAUAUAUUAUAGUUAUAUCCUCUAAAACAUUCCUGUUACUUGCAUACCCACAAAAAAUUUGAGUAAUAGGUGUCUGUAUGCUAAAGUCAUAUGGAUCUUAUAACAAAUUAAAUGGCUUUAUGUCAUUCAUUCACUUGCCUUAACCUUUCAUUUAAGUGAAUUAGAAAACUAUGUACUGUGUUGCUUUACUGUAAUUGACAAAUUAUUUUGAAUGGUAAGUAUCACUAACUAAAAGACAAGUUAUGCAUAGAGGUAGCUGUAUCAUACUCUAGUAAAUUAGUGUGAGUAACAGUACCAAGUUUAUGUGGUAGUGCACUUAGUGUGAAAACAAGCCUGCUGUACAACUGUAGGUCUGGCACAGGUAGGAAAUAAGUUUACUAAUUAACUGAACUUGACCAAUUAUAAGAUUAAUACAUAACGAGAGAGAGUUGUGGUUUCUGAUUGGGGUAGCAGGAAAAAGAAACUGAAGGCAAAAGAAAAAAAGAAAAACAAACUAACUGCUGAGCUUUUGAGAUACAAUAGAUAAGGCAAUCACUUUCAUAUAUAUGUAUUUAUGUGUAUGUAUGUGUGUAAAAUAUAUAUAAUAUAUAUAAUAUAUAUAUAUAUAUAUGUGCAUAGGCAUGAAUUUUGUUAACACCAUGUCCAAACAAACAUGUAUACAUGUGUAAAUGGAAGCAUGCCCUGGAAUGACAUUAUUAUAAAUUGUGAAAGACAAACAUUUCAGGGGCAAGGAUUAUGCAAUACACAUCUCUUGCACUGCAAAGAUUAUAGCAGAAGAGUAAAAGGAUAUCUGGCUUUAGUUACCCCCUUUUUUUUUUUUAAGUAAUAUUUUGCACUUCAUUUCCAAAGUUCAAAUUAGAGCAUUAUUUAUAUACACUUGCCAAUAACAUAUGUUUUCAGAAGAAUGGUAGAUUAACGACUGAAUCCUUUCAGUAUCUAUAUGAACAGCAGUGAUAAAAACAAUGCACCCCUGAUGUAUGUGGAAGAAAUAACAUUACUUGCAUGGAAAACUGGACUUAUAUAACUAAUGUGUAUCCCCCAAACACGGUAAUCUCUAAUUUAUUUUUAAAUUUUUACAGGUAGCAGCUAAAACUAAUUUUAGCGAAUACAAACUUGACUUCACACUUUGCUAACUCCCCUGUAACAAAAAAGAAGUAAAAAUUAAAAUCAAAAGUUUUUUUUUCCUAUAAAAAAUAUCACUUUGCUGUCUUUCAGAACAAGUGGAUAACUUUAUUAUUAUUAUUAUUAUUUUUUUUUUUUUAGAGCCUUGUGCUUCUGUUCAUGUUUUACUUUACUAGAGAUUUGGUGUAACUGGAAUAGAUUACACAAAAGAUCAUGUUUAGAUAACCCAUUGGUUGCGGAUUAAUGUACUGUCCACUAAUAUUUUGUGCAAUUUGUUGCAUACAUGGCUCCACAAGUGCUAUGUCACUUAGGAGUAAAUUAGCAGGGCCUAGUGACCACACCUGAUUUUCUCAUUCUUGAUUUUUUUCCUUCUAAUGCUAUUGAUAUUCAUGCUGUUGUUGUUAUUGACAUAUUGAUAAUUAUGAGGUUAUUAAAAUGCUAGAGAAGAGGGGGGGGGGGUGGGACCAAGGAAAAGGGUAACCAGGUGAAUUUGGUAGGACUAAUAAUUGACUCCUUGAUGGCUAAACACUUAGGAAGCCAUCUAUGUGUAAACAAAAGCUAAAAUUAUAGAGGACAUGGUAUGGAUGCCAUGCCAUCUGCAACCAGUGGGUUAAAUAAUCAUGUAGAUGUCUCUAUAAGUGGAGUACAUAACACAAAAGAAAGAAGGAAAUGAUAAGGUUUCAGCAGAGGCAUAAAGAACCUGUCUUAUAUCAUUUAUAAAUUGAAAAUUUGUACAUCAAAUAUAUAAAACAAGGUCCUUUUUUAUAAUCAGGUCAUUCUCUUAAAUGAAUCUCUAAAUAGAUGUGAAACAGGCUGAGAUGAUGUUAAUUACAAUGCAAGUUAUUUAGUCUAAUGUCCAAAAAAAAAAGAGUAAUUUAUUGGAAAUAUCUUGUGUAUAUUUGUUUUAUUUUUUAAUCCCUUUUUAAACACUCAUACAUGUACAAUAUAUACAGUAAACACUUACCUCAUACAUCUGAAAAGAAAUUCAUAGGGGACAUACAUACAUCACUUGAACUUAACCAUUAAAGUCUUGCAUAAAUUGUAUCUGUAAAUCUAAUGAAAAUAAAGAAAUAAUAAUAAUAACAAUAAAUAGUUGAGGCAUUCUUGCCACACAGAACACUUUUACAAAAUAUCCAAACAAAAGAUUUAUAGAAUCUGAAAGCUAGCCCUUCUCGUGACAUUGUUUAUCUUGCACAAGUGGUACACAAACAGCAACACAUUUAUGUAUAUCUAACAAGGUAAUACAAUGGCACCAGCACCAUACUACAGAGUAAUAAUUUAACUCAAAUACUGUCAUCCUUCACACAAACCUCACACUGACCUUAAUUAAUUUCUUUACAAUAUCACAUGACACAAAUCACUCAUUUCAUACACAUUUUUUGGGUACUUCACUUUUUGCCCUGAAUCUGAAAUAUUUGGUUUCAGACCUCAAUUUUAAGUUUUACUCAGCUAAAUACUGCUUCAGUGUUUUGUAAUAUAUAUCUGAAAUCCUGAUUCAGAAACAUAUAACUCAAAACUAAAUAAAGUCACAAUUUAUCAUGCAUGUGAAUAGGAGAAAGAUAAAAGGGAGAGGAAAAGAUAUUCUAAAGUGCUCGGAAAAUGACACAUUAUUUAAUUGCGUUCUAGGUUGUUGGUCCCACGCAUACACAUCACUCAUGCAUUUUUGCUCUCUGCAUGUAUAUUUAAAAUUUUGUGACUGGCAAUAAAACUCUUAACCCACUGAUACUGGGAUGAAGUACAUACAUGCCAGGUUCGCUGUAAUUAUUAUUUACUAAUUUUAUGUACACAUAAAUGGCUCCACAUGCUUAAUUAUCAAGAAGUUAGUUAUAUUCCUACCUCUUAUAAAUUGCUUACUCUUUUCAUAGUUAUGGAAAACAUUUAUAUUUCAAUUGGUAUCAGCAGUAUUGUUAAUAACAUCAGAAUAAUCAAAAUGCCAGUAAUAAUAAUAAUAAUAAUAAUAAUAAUAAUAAUAAUAAUAAUAAUUACAACAAUAACCAUAAUAUUCAUAGUAAUAAUAAUAACAAUAUUCAUAAUAAUAACAGCAUUAAUAAUAAUAAUAAUGAUAUUUAUUUAUUUAUUUUAUUGAAGGGAACUUUUCCCAGAAAAAAUACAAGGAAUGGGGAAAUCAGGCAAGAUCAAAUAGGCCUACUAGUUCACUCUUUUGGGACCAAGUGCUUGUGGAGCCAUCAACAUGUAACAAAAGAAUAAAAUAAUGAAAUAUAAAAUAAAUGUAACUGGUGGCAAUGGGUUAAGAAAUAUUUGUUGCUUAAUGACCAAGGUAAAUAUUUUAAUAUGUAAUAUAUGUACAUUUAACUUAUUACUGUAUCUUUUGUUCAUAGAGCUUGUGUGCUUAAAAUUUGCAAAAUAAAUAAGCUUGUUGAAUACCAGCUCUCUAAAACACAGAUAUAAACAAGAAAUUCCUUCAAAUUUGGUUAAAUUACGAAGGCAAAUAAAGUUUAUCUCACAAAAAGAGAAAGAAAGACCAGAAAAGGUUCUCCAUCCUCCAACACAAACACAGACUUUACAUUGCUGUUGACAACUGAAAAUUAAGCAUGGAUAAUACCCAUCAAAUGUUCUAUUGUAUUCUAUUGAACAGUAUCAUAUCAUGAGUAAUGACUCCACAGCUUUAGGUGAAGUGAAUGAGAAAAAGAAAAUUUUAAACGACAACAAAAAAAAAAAAAAAAAAAAAAAAAAAAACAUUACUCUGUGAAAAUGCAUUGGUCCCACUAAUAUUUCACCAUUUUAGAUCUCAAUGUGCAUUUUAAAAAUUUCAUAUAAAAAUCAGCUUUUACACUAUUCUUACAGAAGUAAACUAUUUGGUAGCUUGUUCAUCUGUUGUAACUGCAUAUUUAUAUAGAAUUUUCAUCUGUGCUAUGAAGAACUUGUUCUUUAUGAAGAAGAAAAAGAAAAAAACUACACCUCAUUACCUAGUACUGAAAUUUUGAAAUUAUGUACCUUGUAUGUUUUUCAUAUUCUGUCUGGGAAAAUAAUAAGUAUGUGUGUUCAUCUGAAAGAGACUAGGGCUUUUCAGUAAUUUCCUGAGGUAAAAAAGAAAGAAAGAAAGAAAGAAAGAA
Penaeus chinensis is the source of this 12300-nucleotide messenger RNA. It is a transcript of the gene Fs(2)Ket, whose product is annotated as importin subunit beta-1-like. Gene Ontology annotation, molecular function: nuclear import signal receptor activity; small GTPase binding. Gene Ontology annotation, cellular component: cytoplasm; nucleus. Gene Ontology annotation, biological process: protein import into nucleus. Lineage: Eukaryota; Metazoa; Arthropoda; Malacostraca; Decapoda; Penaeidae. The record is from RefSeq and is a predicted model, not a curated record. The transcript has 11 exons. The coding region runs from base 114 to 2756 and encodes 880 amino acids.